This is a messenger RNA of Ictidomys tridecemlineatus (thirteen-lined ground squirrel), 1904 nucleotides long. Its product is annotated as olfactory receptor 2T27. The record is from RefSeq and is a predicted model, not a curated record. Gene Ontology annotation, biological process: G protein-coupled receptor signaling pathway. Lineage: Eukaryota; Metazoa; Chordata; Mammalia; Rodentia; Sciuridae. Gene Ontology annotation, cellular component: membrane. Gene Ontology annotation, molecular function: G protein-coupled receptor activity; olfactory receptor activity.
UGCUAAUAACCCAUAGUUUUCUGCUGAAAGGGAAAGAUAACAGCCCUGUUCCUCAACAUUACUUCCCCCUUAACAGCCUUUCUCUGCUGACCUCUGGAUUGCUCCUCACAGUGAGGGCUCUGUGUUCACACUUUAGCAGUCUUUGCCUUCCAACACUGAGCACCUGAUAAACACGUCAAGCAUCGAGUUUUACAGUGUGCAAACCUUCAAGAACCUGCAAACCAGGUGGAGCCCACAUGGUCGUCUCCCCAUGGACAGCACAAAAGUGCUCCUGACUUGUGGGGCUUUGAACCUGCAGUGUGAGGACCAAAGCCUGGCGCAGGGUAGGGCUGGGCUGGCCAGUCUUUUCACGUCCACUCUACCCUGUCCAGCAGGACGGCUCCUCUCCAGGUAGGACAGUGCUUGAGAGACAGAGGAUGAAUGUCCUUAAACAAAAGCAGAUGAGCUUGCUGCCUCAGGACCUCUAACUUAGCAAGGCCAGGCCGCUGGGCAGGUAUCCUGCUCCUGAGUGGAUGAUGUUGUAAUGGGACAAGACACCUGCCCAGCCUGUUCCAAGAUUUGUGAGGUCAGAAGCCUGAGCCUGGAUCUGGGCGUGGCCACUCCAUGAUGCUCUAAGCCCACCUGUACUUCUCCAGCUUGAGUCCCACCCUCUGUGCAGCCUGCAGCGCUAUGGAGUGGGGCAACAGCUCCCUGUACGCUGACUUUGUCCUCCUGGGGUUAUUCAGUGGCAGCCGCUUCCCCUGGCUGCUCUUUUCCCUCAUUCUCCUGGUCUUUGUGAUCUCCAUUGCCAGCAACACCACCAUGAUCCUGCUCAUCCGCGCGGACCCCCGGCUGCACACCCCCAUGUACUUCCUGCUCAGCCAGCUCUCUCUCAUGGACAUCCUGUACAUCUCCACCAUUGUGCCCAAGAUGCUGCUGGACCAGGCCACCAGCCAGAGGGCCAUCUCCUUUGCAGGGUGCACUGCCCAGCACUUCCUCUACCUGACCUUGGCAGGGGCAGAGUUCUUCCUCCUAGGACUCAUGUCCUACGACCGCUACGUGGCCAUCUGCCACCCUCUGCGCUACCCUGUACUGAUGAGUCGCAAGGUCUGCCUGCUGAUCGUGGUGGCCGCCUGGCUGGGAGGGUCUGCAGAUGGUUUCCUGCUCACCCCAGUCACCAUGCAGUUCCCCUUCUGUGCCUCUCGGGCAAUCAACCACUUUUUCUGCGAGGUCCCCGCCCUUCUGAAGCUCUCCUGCAGGGACACCUCAGCCUAUGAGACAGCCAUGUAUGUGUGCUGCAUCCUGAUGCUUCUCAUUCCCUUCUCCGUCAUCUCAGCCUCUUACACCAGGAUUCUCAUUGCUGUUUACAGGAUGAGUGAGGCAGAGGGCAGGCGGAAGGCCGUGGCCACCUGCUCCUCUCACAUGGUGGUGGUCAGCCUCUUCUAUGGGGCCGCCAUGUACACUUAUGUGCUGCCCCACUCUUACCACACCCCUGAGCAAGACAAGGCAGUCUCUGCCUUCUACACCAUCCUCACGCCCAUGCUCAACCCGCUCAUCUACAGCCUGAGGAACAAGGAUGUCACAGGAGCCCUGCAGAGGACUCUAGGAAAGUGUUUGGCCUCAAGAAAGGUAACCGCUUUCUAAAGAUAUUGCAUUUGGUGUUAAAGCUUUGAAAAUAAGAGUAGAGGACCUCCUCAUCACCUUUGAAUUUGAGUAUUCUCUGCUUGGAUACUUAAAGGUCACCCACAUGCCAGCAAUUGUGUGGAAUUCUUGGUAUUUGACAUGAGGGUGUGAACAGUGACCCGUUGAGGGUGGAGUGGGAAAACAGUGGAGGUUGCAAUAGUCCCCCCCACCCACCUGCUUUUCACAAUUGUGCGUUCUCCUGGACUCACAGGAGCUUGGUCCUGCCCACGCUCUGUCCUGGC